AUGGGCAUGCACAAAACUGUAUUAAAUCACGGCCACGAAAAAGACGAUGUCAAUAUUUUAACUCGACAAAAAGUAAGUAAUAAAUUAAAACGUAAAGCUUUGGAGGAUCCCUUUGAAAAGCCAUGUAAGAUUUUACACCGAGAAUUACGCGAAGGAGACAUAAGUAGCUUAACUACUACAGACACAAUGCGUAAAAGAAAAAAUAUUCACUAUGCACGUUCAAGUAUGAUUCCAAAGUUGCCUACAAAUUUAGAUGAACUACAUUUGGCUCUAACAAAUUUAGAUAAAAUUGGUGAAUUAAAUUUGACUUUUACACCACGCAUAAUUUACGCUGAUUUCGAACAAGCUAUUCACUUGACAAUUUCAGAGAUUUUUCCCGAAGUAGUUCGUAAAGGCUGUCGCUUUCACUUGGGCCAGUCUAUGCGGAGAAAAAUCCAACCACUUGGCCUAACUAAGAACUUUAAAAAGAAAUCAGAAAUCGCUAUAGAGAUGUCUCGUGAACAAGCACUACGGGCAAUGCGCUAUGUGCGACAAAGUGUGAAUCCACCAACACCAGAUAAUCUCAGGGCCAUGGGAGAGAUUAUUGUGUCACCAACAUGGCAAAAUCGUCUACUUUAUUCUGUAGACGAUAAUGCACCAUUCUUCCAUGGAAACUUGGAGUUCAUAGUCAAUGAAGAAUUGAUUUUUGGAGGAUUGAUUUUUUUAAAUUUGGCAUUUUUACGACGCAUUGCUCCAUACCUUCGUGAAGCAAGAGUCUUGGCAAUUGAUGGCACAUUUGGUGUCAUUCCGCGAGUUCCUGCUGAUGCCGAGCAGUUGAUCACAAUCCAUGCUGUCUUGGACAAUGUCUCAGUUCCUGUGGUAUAUGCUUUACUAAAUCACAGAACAGAAAACGUCUACAUAGGACUGUGGCAAUAUGUGCGAUAUAAUUUACCAGAAGAUAUUUUUGACUGGCAAAAUGUAAGUAUUGUUUCAGACUUUGAAACAGCCAUGCGAAAUGCAAUACAAAUAGUGAUUCCAGAAUGCCAAUUGAUCGGGUGCUGGUUCCAUUUUUGCCAGGUAAUAAUCAAAUUGUGCAUUAAUGUUUUUAUUAUUGUAUAG
Metopolophium dirhodum (rose-grain aphid) is the source of this 1098-nucleotide messenger RNA. RefSeq lists its product as uncharacterized. Lineage: Eukaryota; Metazoa; Arthropoda; Insecta; Hemiptera; Aphididae. The coding region runs from base 1 to 1098 and encodes 365 amino acids. The record is from RefSeq and is a predicted model, not a curated record. The transcript has 5 exons.